Messenger RNA from Pangasianodon hypophthalmus (striped catfish), 3068 nucleotides. RefSeq names its product kelch-like protein 33. The record is from RefSeq and is a predicted model, not a curated record. Lineage: Eukaryota; Metazoa; Chordata; Actinopteri; Siluriformes; Pangasiidae. Bases 338 to 2773 code for a protein of 811 amino acids. Gene Ontology annotation, molecular function: protein binding. The transcript is spliced from 4 exons.
UUCUGCUUGGUGUGUGAAGGGCUUUAAAAGAGCUCCAGUCACACAGACAUGUGUAGUAUUAGAAACGUAGGCAGAAGAGAAACACUGUGAACAUACUGCCUGGAGUGGGUUCAUUUUUUUACCAAGUACUUGACAGCUACUUGUUAUACUGGAAGAGUUUUUUACUGGAGGAAUACAGAAUGAGGAGAAAGUGAGUUCCAAAAAGAGGUGAAGGCUAGUCAUGGCUGUGGCUCGGGUUUGUCCUUUACGUGACUUGCCAGCAUCCUUGAAAGCAGAGAGAGAAGACAAGGAAGGAAAAGGAGACAGAAGCAAACAACACGAAAGCAGCUGAAGAGACAUGAAUUACACAGAGGAAGACAAAAACUCUGAAGAAGACAACAAGAAGGCAAGAUAUAUGAAGCUAUUACAGGGAAGUGAGCAGCAAAUGGAAAACAGUCAUAAUGGGCUUUUUCGUACUGGUGAUGAUGAUGAUGAUGAUGAUGAUGAUGAUGACGAUGCCAACAACAACAAGAAGCAACAGUUUAAGAAGACAUCCUUUGAUAAUGAUAAUGAUAAUGAUAAUGAUGCCACUAACAGUGAAACCAGUGAGGAAUAUGAAGAAUAUCCAGAAAAGCUAUAUUACCACCCAGCCUACCCAAACAGCAUUUUCCAAGCUUUGGAAGAAAUGAAACGAUUGUAUUUCCUCACUGAUCUCACCAUAAGAACACAAAGUGAGGUUAAUUUCCAUGCUCACUCUUUAGUCCUGGCUGCCGUGAGCUCCCUCAUCCAGAAGAUGCUCCAGCAAGUGAAUGAAAAGAACAAGAGAGAGAUAUUUUUACGUGUUGGUCCAGAAGUAUCUGAUUUGGGCGUAUCUGCAGUGUUGGAGUUUGCCUACACUGGAACCAUCUCUGAUUUGAACAGCGGAUCUUUAGCUCAGGUUCAGGCUGCUGCUCUCUAUCUGGGAGUUCCCAGGGUUUUGAAGAUCUGCAAAGAAGAAGAGGAAAGACAGAGAAAGAAAGAUGGUGAGAAGAAGAUGGAGGAGAAAAAUAGUAGAAUCUCUGCUGAAGAACAGAAGAAGGUCAGCUUGCAGUCGAUCAGGCAGGUGUGGGAAGAGAGAGUGGGCUGUGAUGUGGAGGUGGUGGCUGAAGGAAGAAUAUUUAGUGCACACAGGGUCAUCCUGAGUGCCAGCAGUGACUACUUCCGUGCAAUGUUCAGCAGUGGUAUGAAGGAAACCCACCAGACCUCAGUGUCCCUGCUAUUGAUGGGGGCACCUGAACUAGAAGCCCUUCUUCACUGCUGCUACAGCGGAGAUCUGUUUCUUGAUUGGGGCUGCAUUUUCGAGCUCACCUCCACUGCUCUUCAGUUCCAAUUCCAACCGGCUCUCUCGCUCUGCCUCAACUUUAUGCAUCAGGAAAUGGAUGCUCACAGAUGUCUGGAUGUAGCUGCGUUUGCCGAGGCUUAUGAAAUGAAUGACUUGCAAGAAAUGGCAGAAGAUUUUACGCUUAGGCAUUUUGAGGACGUAGCAGCCACUCUGAAAUUUCAGGACCUGCCAGUGGAGAAGCUGAAGACAUAUCUGCGUAGCAAUUACCUCUGUGUAACAUCAGAGCUGUCUGUGUUCAGAGCAGUCGUAUCUUGGAUUGAGGCCGAUCCAUGGACUAGGGUGAAAGAAGCCAGGGAUCUAAUGAGAACUGUCCUAUUUCCUCUCAUGACCUUUACGGAAUUCAGAGAAGUGAAGGUUAUAAUGUCAUGGCCACAAGUCAGUGACAGGGACCUUUAUGAGUCCCUGUUUGAAGAGUUCUGUACCAGUACCUUUAAUUCCCAUUCAGACUUUAGGACCUACCUCCCUAAAGAAACUUUGGUCCUUGUUGGUGGUGAAAGGAUCACCGAAAACCUUGAGAAACGCAUACCCUGUAGGGAAAUAUGGUUCAGCAACUCCUUCCGUAACCAUGUUGGCCUAAUGAAAAGAGUCGAAUGGAGAAAACUGGGAGACUUACCAGAGAAACCAAGAUUCUGCCACAGUGUUACAGUAAUAAGCGGGAAACUAUAUGUAGUUGGUGGCCGACAUUAUUACGGAAAGGAUGACACUAUGAAAUGCACCUACAGCUAUGAUCCAAUCCAAAACAGCUGGCAAAGGUUGGCUGAUAUGAAUGAGAGAAGGGACAACUUUGCUCUUGUGGUUUUGGAUGGAAAAAUGUUUGCCAUAGGUGGAGACAAAAAUUCAGAGGUCAACAUAGGAAGUGUGGAGGUCUACUGUCCUUUUACAGAUUGUUGGAGCUUUGUUCACCCUCUGGACCAACCCUUAAGUAGUCAUGCUGCCAGUGUAUGGAAUGGAGAGAUUUUCAUCUCAGGAGGCUUUGACAGCAGAUACCAGUGCCUGGCAUCCAUGAUGUUCUACCACCCAGAGAAAGGCACCACAUACCUUGUAGAUAUGUCCCAGAGCCGGGCCCAGCACUGCAUGGAGACCUUGAAAGACUGCCUAUAUGUAGCUGGUGGAGUCUCAGGUGUGGGUGGACAGUUAUUUGACCAGCUAGCCUGCGAGUUCUUUGAUCCAGUUAAUGGUUACUGGUGUGCCAUUAUGCCCAUGUCUUUGCCUCAUGUCAGUGCAGCAUCUGCAGUGUUGGAAGGAAAGAUUUAUAUCAUUGGUGGCUAUUGCCAUGAAGACUAUAGCGACACAAAAGUGGUCCAUAGGUUUGAUCCUGCAAUGCAACAUUGGGAGAACUUGUGUGGAACCCCUGGUUCUAACACAUAUAUAGCUGCUUGUGUACUGGCUUUACCUCAUCACCUUAGACAGUGAAGACUUUUGCUUUAUCCAGCUCUAUAACUUCCUGCGUUUUAUAUUAGAAAACUUUAUUAGAAAUAAAGCUAAUUGUAAACCGUCAUAUAAGGUUUUAGAUAAUAAUCUCCAAACACACACUGGAAUAUAAUUUCUUUAAUGUAAUGUUUUCUGGUGUAUUACCAUGUUUGUGAAAUCCCCGUGAACACAACAUCUAAUAAUUCAGCAUGUUAAAAACUCCAAAAUAUUUCAUUUUUUUAUAAUAGGGCUUUAGUCUGCUUUCAUUUUCUUUUCACAAUAAAGUUAUAUAUAAGGA